GGUCAACCCAAGAAAAGCAUUUAUAGAGAGAGAAAGAGAGAGCGCUUCAAUGGUGCCCUAGGUUCUUUGAUACCAAUCAUUCCUUGCCAUGGCUGGACCGUCAUGGUUGGUCGACAGCAACAGAAUUGCAACAAAGAUUAGAAGCGCCUCUGGUACUUGUGAUCCUCAAAAUAUCAACUGGAAAAGCAACCCCACUAAAUCAUGCCCAAAUUGCCACCAUAUUGUUGACAACAGUGAUGUUAAUCAAGCAUGGCCAGGAUUGCCUCAAGGGGUAAAAUUUGACCCGUUGGAUCAGGAAAUUAUUUGGCAUUUACUUGCUAAAAGUGGUGUAAGCGGUUUCCCACCUCAUCCUUUUAUCGAUGAGUUUAUUCCAACGGUUUAUGAAGAUGACGGCAUCUGUUACACUCAUCCUCAGAAGUUGCCAGGAGUCCAACAGGAUGGAAGUGUAUCUCACUUCUUCCAUAGAGCAAUUAAAGCGUAUAAUACUGGAACUAGGAAGCGUCGUAAGAUACAUGGUGAUGAUUUUGGAGAUUUCCGUUGGCACAAAACGGGCAGAACAAAACCAGUUGUUUUGGAUGGGAUUCAACGUGGGUGUAAGAAAAUUAUGGUGCUUUAUGUUAGCCCCGUGAAGGGUGGGAAAGCGGAGAAAACAAAUUGGGUAAUGCACCAAUAUCACUUGGGUACAGGGGAAGAUGAGAAGGAAGGAGAGUAUGUGAUCUCAAAAGUCUUCUAUCAACAACAAUCACAGUCAAAAACACCUAAUGAAAAAGAUGAAGAGAUCAUACUUGAAGAAAUAAUCAAUGCUCCAAUCGUAAAAGUUGAUCCUGUGACCCCCAAGUCCGUGACUCCUGAACCCCCUCGUGCUGAAAGGCGGGUCCCAGAUAUGGGUCUUGGACAAGGACCCACUGAGAUUUACGCAGAUCCUGCUCAGCAUGAGAUGGAGCUUAUUGAUGAGGCCGAACGUGAAACUUGUUGCAAGAAGGUUGGUGAUCACGAAGAUCAUGUUACAGAAGAAAAUGGUGUUUCUGAUGAAUUAGGGACUAACGAUAAUGGUGAGGCUGGAGAAGAACCGAAAUGGUGGGAUAGUGAAUCUCAGUAUUUACUAGAUUCACAGCAACUCGUCGAAGGACUUUCUUUGUGUGACGAGUUUCUUCAGAGCCAAUCUCCUCAAAGAGACGUUGAGAACCGGGAAUCGAACAGAAAACCGAGUCUUGCGGACUACGCUCAACUAGGACCAGAAAAUCUAAAGAAGGAUUUGGAAGAGUGUCAAGGCUUGGCCUUUGAUCCAGCAAAUCUGGAACUUGAUACCCCACCUGAUUUCAGGCUGAGCCAACUUGAAUUUGGAUCACAGGAAAGCUUUCUUGCAUGGGGAGGCUGCAAGUGAUGGUUUUGUUGUUCAACAAUCUUCAUCUCACCCAAAAUGCCAACUUUCUAAGUUGUACAUCUUUUGUGAAAGUAUUUGUAUGUUAAACUUCUGAAACUAAAUUGAGAUGAUGGCACUUGAUCUUUUGGGAGUAAUUAUCUAUGUGGUUUGUGUUGGCACUUGGAACCAUGCUUUAUUUGUAUAAAUUUUGGUUUUUAGAAACAUUAAAUCAUGUUUCUUGUAAUAUAUUGGACCAUUGUGUUUUAUACUC
Molecule: messenger RNA, 1634 nt
Organism: Cynara cardunculus var. scolymus (artichoke)
Lineage: Eukaryota; Viridiplantae; Streptophyta; Magnoliopsida; Asterales; Asteraceae
Product: SUPPRESSOR OF GAMMA RESPONSE 1
Exons: 6
Coding region: 89-1384 (431 amino acids)
Biological process (GO): regulation of DNA-templated transcription
Cellular component (GO): nucleus
Molecular function (GO): transcription cis-regulatory region binding; DNA-binding transcription factor activity
Source: RefSeq, a predicted model, not a curated record